Messenger RNA from Canis lupus familiaris (dog), 3883 nucleotides. RefSeq names its product TTK protein kinase (gene TTK). The transcript has 22 exons. Gene Ontology annotation, molecular function: protein binding; protein serine/threonine kinase activity; protein serine/threonine/tyrosine kinase activity. Gene Ontology annotation, cellular component: nucleus; kinetochore; spindle. Lineage: Eukaryota; Metazoa; Chordata; Mammalia; Carnivora; Canidae. The record is from RefSeq and is a predicted model, not a curated record. Gene Ontology annotation, biological process: protein localization to kinetochore; meiotic spindle assembly checkpoint signaling; peptidyl-serine phosphorylation. The coding region runs from base 197 to 2785 and encodes 862 amino acids.
GCUCCCACGUGACCAGAACUGACCAACCGGCAGCCGCGGCGGUAGCGGCGGGGAAAUUCAAAAGUGUUUGAGGAGAGGGAUCUGGAUUCCAUCUUUUCUUCCGGAUUCCGCUUUCCCGCGGUGUUCUUCCCUCGCAGACACACACCGAGGGACGGCGGCGGCCCGUGUGUGGGGCUCUUUAGCCGCGAGGGCCGAAAUGGAGGCUGAAGACGUAGGUGGCAGAGAAUUGACAAUUGAUUCUAUAAUGAACAAAGUGAGAGAUAUUAAAAAUAAAUUUAAAAAUGAAGACCUUACUGAUGAACUAAGCUUGAAUAAAGUCUCUGCUGAUUCUACAGAUAACUCGGGAACUGUUAAUCAAAUUAUGAUGAUGGCAAACAACCCAGAGGACUGGUUGAAUUUGUUGCUCAAACUAGAGAAAAACAGUGUCCCUCUAAAUGAUGCUCUUUUAAAUAAAUUGAUCGGUCGUUAUAGUCAAGCAAUUGAAGCCCUGCCUCCAGAUAAAUAUGGGCAAAAUGAGAGUUUUGCUCAAAUUCAAGUGAGAUUUGCUGAAUUAAAAGCUAUUCAGGAGCCGGACGAUGCCCGUGACUACUUUCAUAUGGCCAAAGCAAACUGCAAGAAAUUUGCUUUCGUGCAUAUAUCUUUUGCACAAUUUGAACUAUCGCAAGGUAAUUUCAAAAAAAGUAAACAACUUCUUCAUAAAGCUGUAGAAUGUGGAGCAGUACCACUGGAAAUGCUGGAAAUUGCCAUUCAGAAUUUAAACCUUCAAAAGAAGCAGCUGCUUUCAGAGGAGGAAAAGAAGAGUUUAUCAGUAUCUACGGUAUUGACUACUCAAGAACCAUUCCCCAAUUCACUUGGACAUUUACAGAAUAGGAACAUCAGUUGUGAUUCCAGAGGACAGACUACAAAAGCCAGGUUUUUGUAUGGAGAGAACUUGCCCCCUCAAGAUGCAGAGAUAGGUCAUCGAAAUUCCUUGAAACAAACAAACAAAGCUAAACGGUCAUGCCCAUUUGGAAGAGUCCCAGUUAACCUUCUAAAUAGCCCGGAUUAUGGGAAGACAGAUGGUUCAGUUUUACCAAGUUUUACUAAAAGACAGACCUCUGGAUCAGAACGCCGAGAUAUAAUUGUGUCUGGAUCUAAAUCAAGUGGAAAUGAUUCCAGUGAAUUGAGACAUUUAAAGUCUAUUCAAAAUAUCAAUUCCAAGGAAUCUCUGAUGUCAGAUGAGAAGAGUUCUGAACUUGAUACUGAUUCAGUAACCCUAAAGAAUAAAUCUGAAUCAAGUCUUCUAACAAAAUUAGAAGAAACUAAGGAACAUCAAGAACAAAAUGUUACAGUGAGUAACCAGAAACAGUGGCAGUCUGUGAGAAAGUCAGAAUGCGUAAACCAGAAUCCUGUUGCAUCCUCAAAUCUGUGGCAGAUUCCAGAGGUUUCUCGAAAAGUUGAUACAGAGCAGAAACAAACCAUUUUUGAGCAACCUGCCUUUUCAGUUUCAAAGCAGUCACCACCAAUAUCAGCACCUACAUGGACUGAUCCAAAAUCUCUUUGUAAAACACCCAGUAGCAGUGCCUUGGAUGAUUACAUGAACUGUUUUAGAACUCCUGUUGUAAAGAAUGACUUUCCAUCUGCUUGUCAGUUGUCAACACCUUACAGCCAGCUUGCACAUUUCCAGCAGCAACAGCAGCAAAUACCUGUUACUCCACUUCAAACUUUACAGAUUUCAGCAUCCUCAACAAAUGAAUGCAUUUCAGUUAAAGGAAGAAUGUAUUCUAUAUUGAAGCAGAUAGGAAGCGGAGGCUCAAGUAAGGUAUUCCAGGUAUUAAAUGAAAAGAAACAGAUACAUGCCAUAAAGUAUGUAAACUUAGAAGAAGCAGAUAAUCAAACAAUUGAGAGUUACCGGAAUGAAAUUGCUUAUUUGAAUAAACUACAACAACACAGUGAUAAGAUCAUCCGACUUUAUGAUUAUUUGUUUGUUUUUAAUGGCAGUGAAAUCACGGACCAGUACAUUUACAUGGUAAUGGAGUGUGGAAAUAUAGACCUAAAUAGUUGGCUUAAAAAGAAAAAAUCCAUCAAUCCAUGGGAACGUAAAAGUUACUGGAAAAAUAUGUUGGAGGCAGUUUAUACAAUUCAUCAACAUGGCAUUGUUCAUAGUGAUCUGAAACCUGCUAACUUUCUGAUAGUUGAUGGAAUGCUAAAACUAAUUGAUUUUGGAAUUGCAAACCAAAUGCAACCAGAUACAACAAGUAUUGUUAAAGAUUCUCAGGUUGGUACAGUUAAUUAUAUGCCACCAGAAGCAAUCAAAGAUAUGUCUUCCUCAAGAGAGAAUGGAAAAUCCAAGUCAAAGAUAAGUCCUAAAAGUGACGUUUGGUCCUUAGGAUGCAUUUUGUACUAUAUGACUUAUGGGAAGACACCAUUUCAGCAUAUAAUUAACCAGAUUUCUAAAUUACAUGCCAUAAUUGACCCUAAUCAUGAAAUCGAAUUUCCUGAUAUUCCAGAGAAGGAUCUUCAAGAUGUGUUAAAGUGUUGCUUAAUAAGGGACCCUAAACAGAGGAUAUCCAUUCCUGACCUUCUGGCGCAUCCAUAUGUUCAAAUUCAAACUCAUCCAGGUAACCAGAUGGCUAAGGGUACCACUGAAGAAAUGAAAUAUGUUCUGGGCCAACUUGUUGGUCUGAAUUCUCCUAACUCCAUUUUGAAAGCUGCUAAAACUUUAUAUGACCGCUAUAGUAGUGGUGAAAGUCACGAUUCCUCUUCAUCAUCCAAGACUUUUGAAAACAAGUGGGAGAAAAAAUAAUUUACAGCUACUCCUAAACUGUCAAAUAUCACCUGUAAAUCAUAUUGGACUGUAUAUACUCUUUAUUCUCUGUGGAAAUCUGCUCUUAAAGACAACUUCACCCUGAAAUGUCAAUGGCAGAAAAAUUCAGUAGAUUAUCCUCAAAAGAAAACUGUAAAAAUAAUAACCACUAAUGGUACUGUAUAAAGUUGUAGAAUUGUUUUCUCUCUUUUAUGCUUUCCUGUAAAUCUACUCUAUUUGAUACCAUUUCACAUUCAGAAUAGUGGGCGAACAACUGAAAUACAUUCUGAAGAACUAUGUAAAUAAAGCUUUGUAGCAUAAAAUGACACUAAAAUGUAGAAAUUGUAAUUAUUUUCUUCAAACAAAUGUACUGGUGAUAUGGUGCAAAAUUCUUAAUAAAAAUUGAAGGGACGCCUCAGUGGCUCAGCGGUUGAGCAUCUGCCUCAGCUCAGGGCAUGAUCCUGGAGUCCUAGGAUCAAGUCCCACAUCAGGCUCUCUGCAUGGAGCCUUCUCCCUCUGCCUAUGUCUCUGCUUCCUCUCUCUGUGUGACUCUCAUGAAUAAAUAAAUAAAAUAUUAAAAAAAAUUAAGGGAAGAUACAAGACUAGAUCUUAGUAAAUGAAUUUCAAGAAGAAAAUUCCAAAGGGUUUGAAUUCUAAAAUAGAUUUCCUAAUUGCUUUAUGGCACUGAUGCAGUCCAGAGUUUUAGGGCUACACUUUGUUUUUUUUUAAUUCUCUCUUUGAUUCUUCAUAAUAUCUAUUGCACAGUGUUUAGAGUAUCAUGCUAGCUUCUGUGGUAUAAGUUGUAUAGGGCAUACCUUCACUGUAAUUUGCUUGGUAAUUGACAAAUUACAAAUGUAGUCUUAGAGUCUUUGGGACUCAAUCUAGUAUUCUCUCUCUCUCUCUCUCUUUUUUUUUUUUUUUAAAGACCUUUUAAGAUCAGUUUUAGGUCCACAGCGAAGUUGAGGGGAAGGUGCAGAGAUUUCCCAUCUAGCUCCUGCCCCAACAUAUACAUAGUAUUCCCCAUUAUCAACGUCCCCUACCAGAUUGGUACAUUUGUUAAAACUAAUGAACCUAAAAAAAAAAAAAAAAAAAAAAAAA